Molecule: messenger RNA, 1634 nt
Organism: Pseudogymnoascus verrucosus
Lineage: Eukaryota; Fungi; Ascomycota; Leotiomycetes; Thelebolales; Thelebolaceae
Exons: 2
Coding region: 237-1586 (449 amino acids)
Source: RefSeq, a predicted model, not a curated record
CACAAGCCAGCCGCCACUAACCACCACGGGAGGAGCCUCGCCCUGACAGACCGACAGGCCAUAUUUGGCAGGGAGCCACCGAAGGCAACCACGCCAUUUAUCCACCCGCCAGGGCAGCGACGCCAACAGCUGUCAACUGUAUCGUUUCAGUAUAUUGAAUAAGCGCGCAAUAGCUGCCAUGAACACCAUAUCGAUAUGAAUCCUCAGUUACUACAACUAACAAAUCUCAACGGACCAUGUCCCGGAAACUCAGGGUCCUGGUUUCAACCAUCUGCCUGUCCUUCGCUGUUGUGUCAAUUCUAAUCAGCGCCACUUAUCUUUCUGGCUCGUCGUCUUCGCGAGAGUUUGUUAAGUCAUGGGCGGGAAAACUGUCGCCAUCGUUGAACAGCCCAUCCUCAAAUUCCACAGCUCCCCAAGAUGCUAGUGGGAAGCCUGAUAAUGGCCUGGUCCCGGUCCUGCGAGAAGGCAAUGCAACAUUACUCGAAAUGGCCCCGGCCUAUAUCAAGUCUAUCAUGACGCCGGAGGACAAUACCAUCCCUCGAAUGGAAUGCCCAGCUACAGAGGGCAAACGAUACGACUACCUCAAAGCAAAGUCGGAGAAGCCGUUCUUUCGCGCCGUGCGACCAAAAUACUUCUUCGCCAUCGACCUACAUCAGUGUAUCGACCUCCUCCCAAGGCUAAUCAGCUCUGCCGUAGAAGCCAUGCGCUUCCUCGGUCCCGAGAACUGUGCCUUAUCGAUAGUAGAGGGCCGCUCUACCGACGGGACCUUUGAAAUCUUGAAGCUGCUGCGCGCAGAAAUCGAGACUAUGGGCGCCUCAUAUUACUUCAAUUCCUCGGAUCUGAACCCCACCUCUGGAGCCCGCAUUGAAAUCCUCGCUCAGCUACGGAACCUCGCCGUGCAGCCUCUGAUGGCCCAACCCGAGAAGUACGAUGCUUCUACGACAGUCAUCUUCCUCAACGAUGUCGCGAUAUGCAAGGAAGAUAUCCUCGAGCUCAUCCACCAGCGCCUGCACCAGUCCGCCGAUAUGGUGUGUGCCAUGGAUUGGACCUAUGUCGGCGAGCACCCUACUUUCUACGAUGUGUGGAUCGCGCGCGAUAUGGCCGGGGACACAUUCUUCAGUAUCCCACCCGACGGGAACUGGGACUCCGCGUGGAACCUGUUCUGGAACAACACGCUAGCGCGGGAGCGGUUCUUCGAGCACAAACCCUUCCAGGUGUUUGCGUGCUGGAACGGGGCGACGGCGUUCACGGCGAAGCCGCUGCUAGAGCUUGCGAUGGGAUUCCGUGGCCCGAAGCAGAAGGAGUGUUUCCAAGGGGAACCGGAGAUCUUCUGUAAGGAGCUGUGGAAGGCGGGGUAUGGAAAGAUUGCGGUGGUGCCGAGUGUCAACUUGGAGUACUCGAAUGAGCGGGGGAAGGAUAUCAAGGCGCUAAAGGGGUAUGCAUCGCAGUGGGUGGCUAAGGAUGGGGAUGAUCCGAAAGAUACGGCAUCAAAGAUCCAGUGGGUAAAGGACCCGCCGAAGCUGGUUAAGUGUAUGCCGAAUUACCAGGAACAGACAUGGGUGCCGUGGGAUCAGAGUUUGGCGUAAAAAGAGGUUACAUAGCAGGAUAUGUGUAAGACUAUUGGCACGGAACAA